UGAUUAUGGAAACACCUACAAUAUUAAGAUCAGAAAAUAAAAAAAUUGAAUAUAUAGGAAGAUUUAAAGUAUUACAAGUAUUAGGAUCUGGUUCAUUUGGGACUGUGUAUAAAGUAGUUACAUAUAAAGGUUUAGAAUUUGCUUUAAAAUAAAUACACAACAAGAAAUUAAAAAAACUAAUGUUAGCUGAAAUUAAUGCUUUAAAAAGUGUAUAGUCGAAAUACAUAGUAGGAUAUCAUGAAUAUUUUUAUGAUAAAUAAAAUAUACCAUGCAUUGUAAUGGAGUUAUGUGAAGGAGGUACAUUAAAUGAUUAUAUGAAAAAGUUUCCAUAUAAUUGUAUCCCCGAGAAAUAAGCAAUGAUGAUUUUUGUAAAAAUAUUAAUAGGUAUGAAGGCUAUUUAGAGGGCUAAAUUAAUACAUAGAGAUAUAAAAUUAUAAAACAUAAUGAUGGAUAAAUAUAAUUAACCAAAAAUAGGAGAUUUUGGACUUGCAACUCACACAGAUAAAAAAUAAGAAUAAAAUGCAGGAACUCCAAUAUAUAUGGCUCCGGAAAUUUUAAUGGGAGCAACUUAUGAUUAAUAAGUAGAUAUUUGGAGUUUAGGUGUUCUUUUAUUUAUUAUGCUAUUUAAUGAUUUCCCUUUUGCAGAAAAUAAUGAUUAUUCUUAAUUAUAAAAGAUAAAUAAAUUAUGUGAACCUUGUUUUAGUUUUAAUUCAUUAAAAAAGACAAAGUACUAAAAUAUAUAGAAAUAAUUAGAAGAUAUUUUUGAGUAAAUAUUUGUUAUAAACCCUGAGAAAAGAAUUCGUUUGGAAUAGCUUAUAGAAAUGGAGUUUGUGAAAAAAUACGAUGUUAAUAAUGAAUUGUGUGAAAAAGAAGAAUAACAAAAAUAAGAUACUUAAUAAAAAUAGAAAAUAUUUAAAACUUUAGAAAGUUAUCAACUAGAAUCACCUAGCAAUAAAUUGAUGUUUUAAAGAGUUUCAAAUUCUCAAAUUUCUAAUGAAAAUAAUAAUAAAAAAAAAUAAAAAGAUAAUAAUAUAUAUGAAAUUCAUCUUUUGCCCUAUAAUUAAUUUCUUAAUAGAGCAAAUCUACUUAUUGAUCUCUAUUAAAUAUUAUAAAACAAAGAGGAGUUCAUUUCUUGGCUUAAUUUUAAUGAAUAUCAAUUAUAAAUUGUGUAAUAUUAUAUAGCUUCCGCUAUUUUUUUCAGUUUUUAAGCUUUGAAUAAAAUUCUUGAUGAAAGAGAAAAUAUUAAUGGUUUUGAAAAUUGGUCUUCUUUUGUUUUCAGUAAAUCUUAUUUAAGUCUUUUUGGAUAAGUUUAAAUUGGUUAAGAAAUUUGGUUUGAAAAAGUAGACUUUCAUUACCAGGAAUAUUCAAAAAUAACUUCUUAAACUGAAUUCAAGAUUAUGAAUGACAUAAAUAUCAAUAUUGAUAAAAAUUGUAAUGAAAUCCCAGGAAUUACAGAUGUAAAAUAGGGUGUAGUUCCACCUCAAUAGAUUAUAGUCCCAUAAGAAUUCUCUCUUUGUGAACCUAAAUUAACAAAAGGGUUAAAAAUAUAUUUAAGGGCAGUACUUUUGACUGUUUAUUCAAAAUUAUAAGCCUCUUCAAAUUAAAAAUAAUCAUCUGUUUCUUCAAUGUCAAGCUUUAAUAAUAUAAGAGAAAAUAAUUAGAUAAGUAUUUCUAACAUUUAAUAAUAACAAAAUAAAACUAUUAAAAAUGAACUUAACAUGAGUAGAAAUAAUUUCAAUAGGAAAAAUUCUCCUACAAAAAAUAUUAAUAAUAAUAAUAAUUUAAGUAAUAGUGUUUUUAUAAAUAAUUUAUAAUAAUUAUAAUAGUAAAGUUCUAAAUAAAAUACAAAUAAUUUAUAUUAGAAAUCAAAAGAAAAAAAUAAUUAUAAUGAAUAAUUGAAUUAAAUUGAAAAUUAAAUUAAUCUAAAAAAAUAAAGAUAUUCAUUCAAAUUUUUACUUUGUAGUGUUGUUAGUCAUAUAAUAUCUUUAAAAACUAGUUGUGUGGAAUUAGAUGAAUUUAAAAAAUAUUUAUAAACAAAUAAAUAUAAUGAAGAAGAAAAAAUAUUUAAUAUUUUUUUAAAAUGGCUUGAUGAAAUUUAAUAAGAUAGUAUUAAAAAUUAAAUUUAAAUUAUAUUUAAUAAAUAUUUGCCUAAAAUAGACUAAAAUAAUAUGGAGUUUUUUUGA
Molecule: messenger RNA, 2183 nt
Organism: Ichthyophthirius multifiliis
Lineage: Eukaryota; Ciliophora; Oligohymenophorea; Hymenostomatida
Exons: 1
Biological process (GO): protein autophosphorylation; peptidyl-serine phosphorylation; autophagosome organization
Cellular component (GO): autophagosome; cytoplasm
Molecular function (GO): protein serine/threonine kinase activity; ATP binding
Source: RefSeq, a predicted model, not a curated record